UUCUACGAAUGUUGGAGGGAAAGGCCCGACGUCGGUCCGUGAAGCCUAUGAAGAUGUUGUGGCAGCAGCAGCGGAUCUGAUUCGUAUUCUAGCUAGCAUUGUUUCCUACGUAGCAGAUUCGAUACGGCAUAACAUGUUUGUACACAAUGCAGAGUACGUCUUCUUGUUGGAGCUGCACAAAAAUUGGGAUAGCAGUAGUCCUUGUGAAGCGCCUACUUGUCGAGUAGAGCAAGAUGAUGAAGACCGAGACGAUGAACGCGAACAGAGCGCUUCUACCUCCCUCUUCCAACCAUCGCACUUGAAUCCUGAGUCCGACUUUCCGUGGCACAUUGUUUUUGCCAGAGGUCGCUACUAUUUGCUUGAUUUUACCGCACGCUUCUGGGAGUACCAUUUGUCUUGUGCGAUGGGCGCCCAAUGGAUGAAAGAAAAUCCGAUGCGCAUCGUUAACGCCUUAGUGAUGAAACCAGAGUGGCAUCGGAAAAUUGUGGGCAAUUUGCACGCGGGAAGUGGAGAAUUGAAUAAGGAAUUCCCUGUCAAAAAGUUAAGCAGUAACUGGCGGAAAUGGGAAAAGGAGAGGAAAAAGAGGUGGCAAAGUGCAAAAAGUGGCACCAACGCAACUGGCUGGACCAACCCAAAUAGCGCAAAAAACUGGAAAUGGGACUAUGAUGAGAAAAAAUGGGUUUGGCUCGGGCAAAACAAGGAGAGGACCAGCAUCACUGGAACCUCUACUGAUCCCGAGACAGCCACAGCACAAGCUGAUGAUGAUGAAGCAGAUAAAAAAGACAGCAAAACGGAUAAUACGGAUUACUCACGCUACUACGCCGACUGCAACAAUCCUGACGCUUUUGUGCCGAGCAAAGAAAGCAUCACGAAAAAAGGCCAUGAGAUAGUCGGUCUAAAGUUUCAUAUCUACGAACCGAGUAGAACCAGAAGUGCAGGUAUCUAUACCUCUUCAUCGAGGAGAUCUUUUUCGAAUAUUUCCUUGAAAAACUCCGGAGAAAUCUUCAAGCGACGACUCGGACACUUGCACCCGCAGUUAGGCGAAGACUGCAAAAUACAGUCAUUCAGAAGUACUCAUGGGCUUUUACGAACUAUUGAGAGGGAUGCGAAGGGUUCGUCUUUGUGAAUGAAAAACGUAAACAACAAUGAACUCAAAUUCGAAAACCAGCAUAGAAAUAGUAAGCAGUAGUUUGAGACGUUUCCCUACUCAUUCGUCAGACAGUUCCCAUUCCAUGACGUUGAUCUAGUACUUUUUAGUGACAUUAUUUUUUGAAAGUUACGAUUUGAGUGCCCAGGAGUUUCGAUUGAGGACUGAUAUCGAGUAGGACGCGAAGAUUCAUUGGUUUGAUCCUGCACUCUACAAAAUACAAGUGACGACUUUCAAUUUUUUGCAUUGGCGCUGAAGAGGUCGCACAAGCUUCCUGACACCCCCAUUUACCUUACCAUGGAGACGGUCAGCGAAAACGCCAACGGAUGCGAAUACUGUAGGAAAAUGAAAGUGG
Amoebophrya sp. A25 is the source of this 1502-nucleotide messenger RNA. The record is from the annotation of a GenBank genome assembly. NCBI's taxonomy places the organism in Eukaryota, Dinophyceae, Syndiniales, Amoebophryaceae.